GGCUUGCGUUCCUUCCUGACACCACUAAAGGUUCAAUCCCACUCUGAGGUUUGUGGAGUCAACUCAUCGCAGUGUUACAAUGUAUGGUAUAGCCAGAGACAGACAUUUCAUACGUUUCCAUUGUAUGUUUAUUAUCAGCAGUGUGGUCUCCUCCUCCAUUCCCUCAAAGCCUGUCUCCAUCUCCUACCCUGUGGGAAGCCAGGCCAUCCUUCCAUGCAACUGGAUGCCCCAGCUUUACAAUGUACCAAUUCACCAUAUCCAGUGGCAGACCCCCGAUGACACCGUGUUUGAGCAGAAGGGGGAGCAACGUUGGCAGGCCCCUGAGUUCAAGGGGAGGGUGGAGGUUCCUGAAGAAAAGCUCCAGGAAGGUGACUGCUCCCUGAUCGUGCAUGAUGUGCAGUUGGGAGAUGUGGGGCUUUAUGAGAGCUUUGUGGUUGUGGAGAGUGCAGGGACAAAGAGGCGGGUUUUCUUGCAGAGCGUCCAGCUCUCCGUCUAUGAUCACAAGUCCAAGGUGUCUUUGGGCGUGGGUGAAGACAUGAAUCUAAAGCUCUACACUCCCAAGGCAAUGAGAGUGGUCUUUCAGAAAAGGAGCAGUAAAGAGUGGACGGUCCUGUGGGUGAGAGGUGACAAGGCCAACAACCAUCAUUUCAAGGAGGCUGAGAGAGUGUUGGUCAUCAAGGGGUUGAGGAUGGACCACUCUGGGACAUAUAAAGUGCUGGAUUUCCACGGGGGGUCGGUGAACACUGUGAAUCUCAUGGUGGAAGAAGUUGCUGGAACUCAAACUCUCUCACAGAUCCAUCAAAAACAGGAAGCUGUGGGUAAAUCAUUUCAUAACAGGUCCUCCAUUCUGCUCAUCAUAUUUGUCUUGCAAAUCAGUCUCCUGAUUCAAUAUCAACACUAACUGGGUUCAAACCUAUGAAGCCUGUAUCCCAGCCCCAAAUGAAACCUAUAUUUUUCAUUCAUUGCACUUUAAGAUAAUUCCACUAUAAUCAAAAGCCCCGCCAGCCCAUUGAACCCCGCCAGCCAUUGUACCCUGGUACAGGAUGUUGUUAGUAGAGUCAGUGACAGUUCAGCAAUUUAUUUGUCACACUUGAGCAAAGUAACCCGCUCAGUGCUAUGGAGCUUGCCCCUUGCAAUACUUAACGGUUGGUUGUAGUCUAGGUAAUGAAAGUGUUGAACAAAAUAUUUAACCUUAAAUAAAAGUUUGAACCAGUUUUCCGCAUUCAGUUUAACUAUAGUCCUCAACUGAAAAGCUUGGUCAAUGGACAAUCUCCUUUGAAAGUAGUUGCUAGUCCGGGACAAAGUUUAACCAGUGACCGUAAAACCCCCUCAUGGUCGUCAUCUUGUCUUGACUAUUCUCAUGCGAAGAAAAAAAGUUGGGAAUCAUUUUCUCAUCUAAAUUUGUGAAAUCUCUUUGAAGUAUAGCUUUGUGCAGCCGGUGCACCAAAAGUGAAAGUAAAGCAAUAACCUCAGUGGAUAGCUUGGGAUGGGGUGGGUUAGUUUGAAAGUGAACUGCUCUAACUGCAAUUCACCUAGCUUCAAAUACAUUCUACACUCUUAAUUAGGCCUUUAAUCCUUCAAUUAAAUGCAUUUCAUAAAGCCCUUUUUACAUCUGCAGUUGUCAGAAAACGCUUUCACAGAUACAUAGUCAAAUAAGAGCAAGAAGCUUGAUUGAUUCCCAGUGGUUAGAAAUCCAUUUAUUUUGAUCACCAUGUUAUGUGCAGUGUUCUUCAUUAAUAGUAUAUGACUCAUACAAUAGUAAUAUAUAAUUAUUAAGACUCUUGUGUAAUGUAAUGUAAAAUGACAAAGAUGUGAUUGUUGUUUUUGUUGUUUAAUUUAAUUGUAAUGUGGAAUUAAGUUCAUUAAAGCAUUAAAAAUGACA
This is a messenger RNA of Esox lucius (northern pike), 1882 nucleotides long. It is a transcript of the gene igldcp, whose product is annotated as galectin 17. The coding region runs from base 80 to 901 and encodes 273 amino acids. NCBI's taxonomy places the organism in Eukaryota, Metazoa, Chordata, Actinopteri, Esociformes, Esocidae. Gene Ontology annotation, cellular component: external side of plasma membrane. The record is from RefSeq and is a predicted model, not a curated record. The transcript is spliced from 6 exons. Gene Ontology annotation, biological process: positive regulation of T cell proliferation; negative regulation of T cell proliferation; cell surface receptor signaling pathway.